Molecule: messenger RNA, 2895 nt
Organism: Saccoglossus kowalevskii
Lineage: Eukaryota; Metazoa; Hemichordata; Enteropneusta; Harrimaniidae
Product: neuropeptide receptor-like protein 1
Biological process (GO): G protein-coupled receptor signaling pathway
Cellular component (GO): plasma membrane
Molecular function (GO): G protein-coupled receptor activity
Source: RefSeq, marked provisional
AGACGGACAAGUGAUACUCGGGCAAUCUUUCAAAUUUCAGUUAAUGGGUGUGUAGUUCCGGAAUGUUAGCGACAUAUUUGAACAAUUGUGAGCCAGCACUGGGGAAACCACAUCGUUGCUAAGAACAUAAUAUAAUUUAUUAUCAGACGCAAGGUACAAUAUGGAAGUGAACGAAUCAAUUUUCGAUUUUGAAUACAGUUUUGAUUAUUAUGCAUUUCUGGAAGAAGUUUACGCAUUCGAUACACCUCCCGAGGUGACAGUGUCGCUUGGUGUCCUGUUUAUGUUUUUAAUCAUCGCUGGAAAUCUAUGGGUCAUCAUAGCAGUGUUUCGGCAGCCUAAGCUUAGAAACACGGCAACAAAUAUUUUUAUUGUAUCAUUGUCAGUGUCUGAUCUAUUGAUUGCAGUCGUAGUUGUGCCAUUUCACAUCGGUGCAUUCGCCUACGGCAUGGAAACAUCCAAUAAAGCUGUGUGCAACAUAACAGCUUACUUACACUGGGCGGCGCAAUGUGGUACAACCUUCUCUCUGCUUUGUAUUGGUGUUGAUCGUUAUAGAGCCAUUGUUCAGCCAUUGAGGCCGAAAUUGACUCUCCAGCACGCAGCUAUCGGAUGCAUACUAGUAUGGGUAUGUGCAUUGGGUUAUUCAUGCGGCAAGUUUGCAACAGUCGGAAUUGUAUCUGAAAACAACACUAUUUACAUAGAGAAAGGGAACGAGACAAUCAUCGCUCACAGCAUGUACCAUUUCUGCUAUGUCACAGACUUUGAAAUCGACAAAAUAUUGCGCGUUUGCGAUUUCCUUGUUAUGUAUGUGAUUCCCUUGGCUAUAAUAACCACACUAUACUCUAUUAUGGUGUACACUUUGUGGUUCAGCAAAGCCCCGACAAAUUCCGGCAACCGUAACAAGAGAAAAGCCGUGAAAAUGCUAAGUUUUGUUGUGUUGCAGUUUGCUAUCACGUGGCUUCCCUCCAACGUAUUGCAGUUGUAUUACGCAUGGACCGUAGACUUUCCAAUGGAGCCUUUCUUAUGGUCGAUAGCACCCUCCAAUUUGUGCGUGUUUAUCAUACUCUGUAACAGCUGGAUUAAUCCUAUACUUUACGCAUAUUUUAAUGAGAGUUUCAGAAAAGAAUUUAGAAAACUGUUUCCAUGCUUCUAUAAAUGCAAAAGGUCAAAAGUAUCUGCCGAAGAUUCGUCAAUGACGGGAUACGAUGCGACUAAUACAGCGAGGGCAGGCGGGAGAACACGAGUGUCGAUGAUAAACAGUACAGUUGCGUAACUUAUAUCAUCUACAAUGUGUAUGUUGCUCUAAUAUAAAGAGUCUUGGUGACCAAUGGUGCUUUAUUCACAGUGGAUAACUACGUAUAUACUACAACAAACCAAUUUUAAGUUUUUUUAACACUGAAUUUCAUUGUACUGUUAAUAUCAGCAGUAUAUUCACUUUACUCCACUAUUGAUAUUUGCUAGGUUUCGUUUAUUUUAAUAUAUUUAACCUGUAAAACCCCAUUUUGGGUCAUUUUUGUCAAUAAUACUUUAGUCUUAUUCACUGAAUGCCUAAAAAUGCACAUAGAGAUAACAACUAUACCAUAUUUGCUAGAUUUAUCAUAGUAAUCUGUUCAAAUGUGGGAAUUAGUUUUCAGAAUUAGACAUCCCACGGGGUAAUUUUUGAUAUGGACGUAUCUUGGCUUUUUUAGUGUUUUAUUUGCUUUAGAAUGUUGUUUGUUACAGCUGCUCAUUGCUACGAAUGGUAUAAAAUGUCAGAUAUGUACGCCCAUAAGUACAUUGACAUUGAACUUACAUUAUUCUAUUACUGAUUAGGAAUGCGCAUAUUGAUAUGACACGAUGUAAAUAAGGUCAGUUGGUGAUUGUAAUUUAAAAAAUGGUAUUUAAAAACCAUGGUAGUGAAUACAAACCUUGUAACAUUUACUGGUAAUCUAUUCCUAAAUUAUUUUAAGUAACCUGUGUUGUAUUUAGUUCAGAUAUGUGAGACGUGUAUGUUAUUACCCUGUAGAUACAUCGUAUAGGAAAUACCGUACUACGUGAAGUGAAGGUAAUACGUGUUGAUUUUUGACAUUCAACCUCACACAAUUACAAUUUGUCUUGACGGACCAAACUUGUACAUAAUUACACAAUGUUAUGACAAUAUUAGUACUUACUGUGUUAUAUAUAGUCGGCGAGUCGUAUAAAAUAUGUCUGACAUAUUAUAAUGUAAAAGGUUGCACAUCGUGCAUGAGGGUACACUCCGCUGAUAUAAAUACAUAUAUUACAAAUAUAUGACGAACCAUUUAAUGAAAUAUUUUCUUAUUAAUGCUUUUUGCGGUAAAAUGUAAUUUUAUCAAUAUGUGAACGUUUCAUAAGUCAGGCGGUGUUUCAAAUGGUUGACACACGGAUAAUAGUGUAUAAUGCAUAUUCAAGUAAAUGCAAUUUUUCGUCAAUUAUACGUAUAUUAAGAUCAUACACUAUAAUGUCUUAAUAGCCCUGGGCAGUUUUCGCAAUUAUGCUUUUUCUUCUGCGAUUUUUCAUUUCAAAUGGGAUACUGUUAUCAUAUCUUCGAAGUACCGGUCGUUAUUAAUAAUGGAUUUAAGAUAGCAUACAGGGAAAAGGUUUCUCAACCUUUUCAAUGAAAAUGUCAAGUAAAUGCACGUACUUGUUAUUUUGUCGGCUAUUGCUAUGUAUAGUAGAUAACAUUGAUGGUCUUUCAAAGUUGUACGCAGAUGUCUUUUUUUCCUUAUUGGCUAAUGGCAGACGUAUACUUAUGUUUCGUAUAGUUAUUCACCACAGAAGGAGCACAGUGCAGAGCAUUUACAGUUUGUAUUACAUUUCAAAGACUUGUAUGAAUAGUAACAUGUGAGGUUAUAUUAUAGAAUUACGAUUAAAUGUCAAUGCUGUCCUUGAAAACGGAAA